GCCUCUGCUGGGAGCAAAGCGCCAGCAGCAGAUAUCAAAUUCAGGAGAGGAACUUAAACAUUAUUUGAGCGCGAGCCUGUCGUGCUAAUUUGUGCCCCCCUGCAUUCACCCUACAGGGUUAAUCCAAGUACCCUCGUUGAAACAAAUUACUGGCUGACUUCUGCAAUGUUCCUUUUCUUUCUCUCCUCCUGUUGUUCUCCCAAAUAUGGACUUGUUCCUGAUUCAAAAACCUCACGGCGGGAGUUCUACCAGUCAUUUUCGUCAAUUAUGGAACUCAAUCGUGGAUUACACUGUGAUUGUUUGAAGAAGAACCUUAGAAACGGUUCCAGAGCUUGAACUUGGUCAGGUCACAUACCUGAGAUUCUUCUCUUAGCUCGGCUGUUUCUUGAAAGGAAUUCUUUCUGGAUUGAUAGCAUCAUUCAGGAUACUUUUCCUCUUUUGUGGAUUAUUUACAAAAUAUGAAAAUGUUUUCACUCAUAUCUAUGCACGUUAGCCCCACCAUGUUCGGGUCCCACGUCAAAUCCUCACGGUCACAUGAGUCCCUCAACUUGGGUCCGCAGUCAUCGUUAGAUGUCAUUGACCUCGCUGGCAAUGACCUGGUGGUCCGUCCUCUCCAUUCCAGCAUCCUUGGACAGGACCAUUGUUUUCAGAUCAAGACCUCACUAGGAAGCAAGUACUACUCCUGCCGCUCAUCAAGCGAGAGAGACAAAUGGAUAGAAAGUAUACUAAGUGCACAUUAUCCAGACAAAGAUGAGAGAAGGAGAACAGACUCAUCUCUCAACAUAUGGGUGGUGGAGGCAAAGAACAUCCCUCAAAAGAAAAAGUACUUCUGUGAGAUCUGUUUAGAUGACAGUCUCUAUGCCAGGACCACACCCAAACACCGUAAUGAUAUGGUCUUCUGGGGUGAACAGUUCACAUUCAAAUGCUUGCCAGCUGUUGAGGCCAUCAAUGUUCAUGUAUAUAAAGAGAUAGAGAAGAAAAAGAGAAGAGAUAAGAAUUAUAUAGGGUUAGUCUCGAUACCAGUCAACAUGGUUAAUAGUAAAACAACAGUAGAAAGUUGGUACCGUGUUUCCAGCCCUAUUAACUUCAGGGGAGAGAUCCCAGCAUUAAGGAUAAAAGCUCGCUACCAAAACAUCUCAAUUCUACCUAUAAGCCAGUACUCAGAAUUUGCACAGUACUUGAAAGAACACUCGGUCGCGCUAUGUCAGAGACUAGAACAGGAAAUCAGUGUCAAGACGAAGGAAGAGGUCGCGACCUCUCUCAUAAAGAUCCUUCAUUGCUUAGGAUCAGCCAAAGAAUUCCUGGUUGAGAUGGUCAUGAAAGAAACAGAAAGCAUCAAAGAUGAAAGUCUGGUCUUCCGGGCAAAUACCAUGGCAACAAAGUCUAUGGAGGCGUACAUGAAACUCAUCGGAGGAAAGUACCUACAAGACACCCUUGGUGACUUCGUCCAGUACCUAUACAUGACCAAUGAAGACUGUGAGGUUGACCCUACCAAGACGAUGACUGGUACAGUAGUACAGCAUCAAGAAUCCCUGAUGGUCAUGUGUGAGAUGGCUUGUUGUAAGAUACUCAACUCCUCAGCAGCCUUCCCAUCUGAUCUCAGGGCAAUCUUCAAUAAACUUAGAGAACGCUUUGCAGAACGCAUCAAUGGGGAUGAAGUCUGCUCAAAGCUCAUUAGUGGUUGUAUAUUCCUACGGUUUCUCUGUCCGGCCAUCAUGUCACCAAGUCUCUUUGAGCUGAUCCAAGAGUAUCCAAACGAGAAGACGUCAAGAUGUUUGACCCUCAUUGCAAAGACAGUUCAAGCUCUUGCCAACUUCACUAAGUUUGGAACAAAGGAGAACUACAUGAAAUUCAUGAAUGAGUUCCUUGAAAGAGAGUGGGGUAACAUGAAGGUCUUUCUACAGGAGAUAUCGAGUGCCACUGAUAAGAGCCAUGCAGUGAAGUUCAGCGGUUACAUUGACCUAGGAAGAGAGCUUGCUCUAACACAUUCAUUACUGAGUGAAGCAGUAGACAAGUUUGAUAAGCCAAGCAAGGAAAAGGUUAGUCCUUUACCCGGCAUCUUGACCAAGAUUUCUGAUCAAGUCAGCAAACCUGAUAAGUUUAUCCCCUACCAGUCAACUCAUGUGGAGAUUGACAACACGGUAAGCAGUGCGACAUCAGUUACCACUACCACCACCACGACAUCAUCUUCAACAUCAUCGACAGCGACGUCACAGGCCAAGAAGAAUCUUAGUAAGAUCUUUGAAGAUGCUGAACCAUCGACAGCAGGCGAUGUCGAGAUGCUGCCUCCGUACGAGGUUGCUAUGGAUAAGACGAUUACAAAGUCAUCAACCAUUAACAGCCUAGUAGACUUCAUCCAGCAAGAUAGUGACUCUACAACAUCGAUCUCUAAGCUGAACAGUAGAGCUAUGAAUGCAAAGAAUGGCAGACAUGCAAAGAUGGUGAGACAGUCAGAGAUUGAAGUGAACAGAGAGGAUUAUGAUAUUGGUGAAGAUCAAACACUAAUUGGCUCUCAGAUGGAACCUUUACAGAUUGUUGAAGAGGAAAGGACUCGAAUAGAAACAAAGGAAAAGAGCCAUGUCUAUACAGUGUGUAUAGAAACAGUAUGUAGUAAUACCAAUGUCGAUACGACCCUCAGUACUAGUGACUCAAGCAAACCAAAGAAUGAUGACAAUGGGCAGAAGCCUCGCACGCUGCCAUUGUCGUUUUCUAACCCUGCCUUUCAGUUGUCAUCGAGGGCGCUAAAGCAGAAAGAUGCCGGGACAGACAGCAUGAGUUCUGUCAACAGUACACCAAGCAACGGAGCAGAUUCAGACUUGUCCAACUUGGAUGGGGAUGUAUCGCACAGCUCUUCUAGCAGUGGUGCUUCCCCACCCCGUUUUAGACGCACAGAGUUCUCAAAGGGGAAGAGUUUUCAUGCAGACACUUCACGUAGUAAGCACCCAGCGUAUGUAAACAUAGAACCACACACACUCCCUAAAGUACAUGUAUCAUCCCGACCACCUGCAGACAUGGUUGGGGAUAUCUAUAAGCCAACAGAAAGUCGCUUGCCAGUCGAGAGCUAUAGCAGUAGUAGCUCAAUCCAUACAAAAAUGACUCUGCCUAUUGGUAGCAUUUGUACUGAAAUGGACAGUACGCAGCCGCAGUCACCAACUGAAGCUGUGAAAGCAUUAAAUGAUGCUCACAGAAAAGACUUCUUUAGAAAUCUUAUUACACCAACGGAUGAGAUUCCUGUAUUGUUGGAUCCAAACAGCAAUAAUCAAUCAACGCAGUGUUCGGAGGCAACUUUCCGAUUGAGCAGCAGCAAGAAGCACGAUUUACCACAGUUCUCUAUAAUUAUGCCAAAUCCUAAGACUGCUCUAUCUCAGGAUUACAAUAAUGCUACUUUCCCUUCAAGUAAUGUCAGACACCAUGUUGUACAGAACCAAGAGAAAGCAUUCUCUGAGGUCUUGCUACCCUCCGUAUCACGUCCUAGACAAGAUAAUACAGCACACAUACGCAUAACACCAUCGCAAAUACCCUCUAAGGAAGCAACCAUUACUCCUGUUACAGUAGGGGCUUUCCCAGUACUAGAUAUGCCCCAACAGACUCACAACCGGACUGCUAAUAACAGCACAGGACUAGCCCAACAGCAAAGUCCUCCAACAAGGAGGAAUAUUAUCACCCAGUUAGUAACCAAACAAAAACUGACUAAUGAAGCACUCACUUGCCCCGUCCCACUGGAGUUCUGUCCUGUUACAGAGCCGACAGUGCUCCAGACUAGGCCUAGCAGGGUAGGAUCAGUCCAGCAUCGGAUACAGCCUGUGCCUUCAGGAGCAUCCGUUAGCCAGGAUCCAAUCUGGACCAGACGCAGUGAGGACUCCCCAUCUCAUGGAGACAUCUCAACUGCAGAGGAAAAACAACAGUACGACAAUGAAAUUUCUAGCCUGAAGCUAGAACUGGAGCGGAUGGCAUCCCAGCUGGCUGAGACCAAGAAACAACUGGAAGAAGAGGAUAUCAAGGCAGAGGCUGCCCUCACAGAGAUGAGGUUAAAGGUUGAAGCUACAGAGACAGAGCUUCAAGUACAGCAGCAGGAGAAAGACCAGCAGAUCAGGGAUGUCAUAAGCAGGGUUGAAUUCCGAUCCUCCGUAUGUCAAGUUGUUGAUGAUGAAAAGACAGAGGGGGAAUUAUGGCUGAUGUGCGUGGAAGAAGAAUUGCGGGCGGAGCAAGAGGGGAUGAGGGGUGCAGUCAAAGCCAAACAAAAGAUCAUCGACGCCCAAGAGAUCCGCAUUCAAUCCUUAGACUUGGCUAAUCAGAGACUCAUGAGGGCGCUACAAGCCUUAAAACAACGUUGCCUAACAACUAGUCAACAUUAAAUGUCCUCUUUGCAGACAAAGAUUUGAAAUAUUAAGAUUAGAACUGAUCAGUAUUCGUACUAUGUACGUAUAUAUGAACAGGAUGGAAUCGACAUCUUCUUCAAUGAUAUGAAUUUCAUUCAACAAGGCAGUUUGAAACUUGUUAUGAAAUCAGAAGGAGCCGUAAUUAGAUUUCAGAAUCUAUUGGUUCCAGUGUGUUUAAAAGAGUUUGAAAUUUGCAAUAGUAUCAAUUACAUCAUCUUAACCCAUGACAUGAUUGAGACUAGAAAAUAUAAAUGAUUAAGUUGAUAUACAUUAUGUGAUAUUGGAGAACGUAUUGUUGGGUUGAUCACACAGAUAAAAUUAUUAAGAUCAUGGAUUUGAAAAGUACAUCUGUAUUGUCUGAUUGGUUAAAUAUGGAGAAUUCAAUGAAUUUUUUUUAAAUUAUAACCUAAAAUAAUUGCAAAUUCUAUAGCUAUCUACUAUCAUCAGUCAACUUCAAUUUUUGAAAACAGAAUAAUACAUUAUAUAUAAAAACAGUUAAAGUAGUUGAAGAAAUCAAUUCACACAAUGUCAUGAAUAUAUGUAGUGCAAAAAAUCUGUAACCUCUUAUAUGACUAUGUGAGAAUGUGUGUAUUUCAUUCUGUGGUAUUCUUCUUGUUUGGAGAGAUUAUGGAAAAUACAUACUCAUUGAUAUCUCUCACAUUUCGGUAUUAAUUCCUUAUAUUUUGGAUGCAAUUUUCAUAGCUUUUUAAGGUUGAUGAUCAUGUAAUACUCUAUACCAGGACAUGACAUGACAGAUUUGAGAAAUGUGAUUUUUGUUUCAACAUAAUUUGUGCUGUUUCAUAUUAUUGCACAAAUGGCAUGCAAAUGUGAUUUUUUGCAAAGAAUGGCAAAGAAUGCCAUCUUUCCUUUUAGUGUUGUGAUAGCUCGAAUAUGCACAAUCAAGUUUUGAAUAUUUUUUCUAGUUUGAAGAUGUGUGGUUAUAUUUCACUUAUUAUUAAGAGCAGAAUAGUAUUUCUUGAUAUUAUUCUUGCUCCGUUAAUUACAGUGUAAAAACUGUGGUGUUACAACCUACACCAGUCAGUGUCCCUAGACGACUACACCUGCAUCCAGUUGCAUAAAACUUUGGCCAUAAAAAAACUCUGGCACAAUAAACAAAAACUCUGGCAAACAAAAUACCAUUAAAAAUUACACAUUAAAAAAAUCUGGCAAAAAUUUUGCCAAAGUUUUUUUAUGGCAAAAUUUUUAUGCAACGGGUCCCUUGAGGUGUUGAAAUUACACCCUAGAGAUUGAACAUAACACUGAAGAGUGUAAUAGUAACAACUAAAGGUGUUGAAUUAACACAAGCAAUUUAACAGCAGAGUAAAAUGACUGAUGUGGUCGUCCAUGUACACCAAAUCAGCACCACGCAACCUCAUCGCAAAAAAUUAUAACUGUAUUUUGGAGAGAUUUAUUCUUGCUUCAUAUACCUACUGUUAAUCAACCCAUCGGAUACAGAGACCUCAUUAUGUGGAAACUGGACUCUAUUGAAAAUGCAUGUUAGAGCAUAAGCAGUCAGCCCCAAUGAUUUAGCAUGUCAUCAAACUUAGCAUAUGGUGUUUCACUCGUACAUGUACAUUAUCUCACAAUUACUUACAUGAGGAAUAUGUACAUUUGAUCUACAUCAGCAGGGAUACAUCUUUUGAAUGUGCACUAUAACUUGGGAAUGAGAUUUCCUUUAAACUUGUUCAUCACCUGACUUGCAACUGUAUCCUAAUCAUUACCCAUAAUGCACUUUGAUUUACAUUCCACUCAUCAACAAAUCCACCUCGGGGAAAACUCAUAUGACUGUUGUGAUGAUAGUAUUGGCAUCUUGAAUAUUACCUUCGUAAAAAUAAGAUCUUAGCUUUGAAAAACAAAACAUGCAUUGCUUUUAGAGUGUAAUUUACCAUCAUUGAUGUGAGAUAAAUCAACAUUUUCAUAUUCUUUGUUGAGAGUAAGGUGCAGUGUAUUUCAUGCUCCUCGUUAGUCAACCUCAAACUUUACAGGGUUGUUUUUAUAUAAUAUAGAGUUGCUUGCACAUAAAAGCGUUUAAAUUAAAAGUUGUAAUCAUAUGUACAUUUAUUUAAAUAUCAAAAUACAAUUGAAAGUUAACUACUGUUUAAAAUUCAAAAAGAUAGUUGUGUCAAAUGUGAGUUACUUGCCAAGAUUAUGGCUUUAAUAGAAUGAGGGGACUGUUUCUUGAAAGUUGUCAGCUCUGACUACAUUUAUAAACCUGACAAUCUCAGUUAAAUUGAUUGGCUCAGGAGCACUGGCCAUUUGCUGUUACCAUGGUAACAGAUAAUGGCUUAUUGUCAGUGCGGACAACUUUCAUAAAACCCUGCAUUAAUUCAACUAUGAAAGAGAUUUGAUGUCACUAUAAGCAGUUGCUGAUUGUUCACAAUUCUAUUCCGUUUAGAAUAAUUUAUACUUCAAAUUCAGGAAACCAUUGUCCCAUAAAGGUGAUUUAUUAGUCCAAAGUGAAACAAAAUUAUACUAAUCAAUGAUUUAUAUUUGGAAUCUGAUUAUUUAAAUUAUACUGUCAACCACUAGUCAAAUUCCUUGUGUAAUGUCAGAAUGAUGUCAUGUUAACUUUAAUGGCUAUCAUUCAACAAAUAUGAAUUAUUGGUAUUUUAUUAUUACGAUGGAUAUAGUUUAGUUGCUUGGAACUUAACAGAACUAUAGACCCUCUAUACCCUUCCCCCGACCCCCUCCCUUUCCCUGUCUCAAUAUUUAUUUUCCAAGCAUUUAGGUGCUAAGAAGUAAUGGAUUAUUUAUCAAUGUAAAUGUAGAUUCUGAUAUUUGAAAACUCAAAUAUUGCUGUUGAAUAGCUCUUUAUCAUAUAACUUUUCUUAUACUAUAUGAUAAUAGUUGUGUUUUUGUAGGUUUCAUAGCUUAGCUUGCCAAGGAAGAGAUUGAGAGGGAUGGAGAGCAACAAUAUCAAGCUGACUUGUUUGGAGAAAAAAAACGAGACAGUCUUGCAUUAGUGUUGAUAUAUUUAUUAUUCGAUCAUAUUUAUAAUGAAUACAUAAGUCAGACUUGCUAGUGUACAUUGAGAUAUUUUGCCCAUUUUGUUUUGUUCAUUUGUGUAUCCAACCAUGAGAUUUGAAUCAUAUUUAAACUAUGAAAAUAUAAUUUAUAAAAACUUUUGUGUAAUUGCAUUUGUAUCUUGAUUGAAAACUUAUAAAUAAAACAAAAAGUAUCUUGAA
Molecule: messenger RNA, 7564 nt
Organism: Lytechinus pictus (painted urchin)
Lineage: Eukaryota; Metazoa; Echinodermata; Echinoidea; Temnopleuroida; Toxopneustidae
Product: ras GTPase-activating protein nGAP-like
Exons: 17
Coding region: 459-4355 (1298 amino acids)
Biological process (GO): regulation of GTPase activity
Source: RefSeq, a predicted model, not a curated record